Manduca sexta (tobacco hornworm) is the source of this 5020-nucleotide messenger RNA. RefSeq names its product MAGUK p55 subfamily member 5 (gene sdt). Lineage: Eukaryota; Metazoa; Arthropoda; Insecta; Lepidoptera; Sphingidae. Gene Ontology annotation, molecular function: protein binding. Gene Ontology annotation, biological process: morphogenesis of an epithelial sheet; establishment or maintenance of polarity of embryonic epithelium; establishment or maintenance of epithelial cell apical/basal polarity. The record is from RefSeq and is a predicted model, not a curated record. Gene Ontology annotation, cellular component: plasma membrane; adherens junction.
CUGGUUUGCGAGUGGUCGCGACUCGCGGCCACCGAUACAUGUACAACUGUUUUAAACACCGUACAUUAUUAUUUAACAACAAUUACCUGUGUUUUGCACUAUGAGGACACUGUUUGGACAACACGCGACUGUCCGACGAGUAUCUCGUGUUGUUUUAGUGCGUUUUAGUGCUGUGCUGUGAGUAGAAAGUGAUUGGUCACUGCGUUCUUUCUGCCAGAGUAUCAGACAUCGGACAUAACGUGGUGCAAGAUGCAUUCCUCAUCGCUGUGGAGGAGCAGGCUCGGCAGCGCUUGCAGCGGCUGUCAGCGCUCAAGCGGAUCACACCAGUUGACAUGUCCAAGCUUUCUGUAGAGCUAAACCGCCGUAAAAGAGCACAAGCAGAAAAUAGACAAGAACUGAACGGGUACAUCGCAAACUCCACAGUAUACGUCACAUCGAUAAACGAGAACGGAGCUAUCGAAAGCAAACCGACGAUAUCAUCACCGAAAUCACAACUGAAACCACUACAAGCGAAACCUAGUCCAGUCAUCGCGAACGGGGUGAAAGAAGAGAAACGAGAAGUGAUAGUAGAGGAGAAAUCAGAACCGGAGAAACACGAGAAAGAUACGAGUGAAAAGAGUGUUAAAGUGGAAAGUGAUGGUUUGAGUGAUAAAGAUAUAAGUGACGCGUAUAGUGUGGCACGAGAACAUUUGAACAACGGCAGGAGUGAGAAGCUGCUUGGCGAACAGCCAGAGCACAGGAUCAGAGCGACCGCCAUCGUCGAGAACAACAAGCUCGGAUCCGGGGAGGGCCGGCCCCGCAUGCGGUCCGGCUCCAGCAUCGUGGUGGUGGGCGCUGACGAGGAGAAGUGUCCGCCGCCGGAUGACGACAAAGACAUGCUCACUAUGCUCUCGCUCACCUCCGACACCGGUCCCCACCGCGAGAUGGCGGUGGACGUUCCGGACAGCUUCAUCGCGAGAAACAAAACGCCGCCACGCUACCCGCCGCCGCGCCCGCCGCAGGUACGCCUCCGGACUUGCAGGGACGAGGAGCCGCUCCUCUCCUCCGGCGGCUCCGGCACCAGCUUCGGCAGCAAGCAGAGCACCGUGCUGCACAGCAUCGACGUCUCUGGGCCCAGCUCCGAUGGCUCCGGCAGCUUCAAGAACAAUAGCACCAUAGAGAUGCUCUCCUUACCGCAAAGCUCUGACGGAUCAGGAGCGAGUUUCGGCAGCAAGAAGAGCAAAGGAUCGUCUGAGACAGCCAAGUGCGGAGACUCGGAGAGGUCGGAAUCCGUGGCCUCGAACGCCCAUAGCAUCAGCGAUCAUAAAAUCCAACUGUUGAUAUCAAACGGGGAAGACUCUUUACUUGACUGCAGGGAGGGAGUGACGUAUUCAGCUCGGACUGAUUCUGUCCUGAUCCGGGAAGCGGUGUACGCGUCGUACAAGCUGCCUCCGGGGUUCGACACCACCCCGGUGCUGCUCGGCCGGGAGGUGGCGGUCGACGUGCCCGACACCUUUGUCCAAAUCGUCAAAACCACGCCCAAGUACCCCGGUACCGUGGACAGAAAGAGCGUCGCGUUCCAGGUGAACGGCACUGCGAAGACGUCGGCGCCGGCGGUCCCUCCCAGAGAGGUGGCGCGGGACGCACCGCCGCGUCCCCCCGCGCACGACCUCACCAAGGACCAGGCGGACUCCAUCAGGAAGUACCAGGAGCAGUUAAGACAACGCAAAGAGGCGGAGGAGCGGAUCGCGGCGCAGAAUGAGUUCCUGCGCACGUCCCUGCGCGGCUCGCACAAGCUGCGCGCUCGAGUCCAACCCCCUCCAGUCAGUGGCACUGCGUUCGUCAACGAUGCGUACGAAGACGACGUCAGCGAUGACUCUUCGCAGCUUUACGCUGUUGUUGAUUACCAAGAAGUAUGUGCUGCGCUCACGCGCGUGCAGAAGGCGCUGGGCGCGAGCGGCGAGUCGGCGCUGGCGGCGCGGGUGGCGGGCGCGGCGGGCGCGCUGCUGUGUCCCGCGCUGCGCACCGCCCUGGCCACGCGCAGCGCCGUGCUCACCGCCGCCAGGCACAAGCGGCCCGGCCUAGCGCCGCCGCACACGCAUCGCGCCACUGAUCGGCUUAAAGAUUGUAUGGACGUGCUGGGCGCGCACACGGCGGCGGGCGGCGACAGCGCGGCGCUGGCGGCCGAGCUGCUGUCCAUCCUCGGCGGCCUCGAGCUCGAGAGCCUGGUGCAGGCGCACGACCAGGCCGCCGCGCUGCUCGACCCCGCCUGCUUCACCAGGGGGAAGAGGCAUAAGAGCGGAAAUAAUUACAAUCACAAAGGUGACGACAAGAUGGCGACGCACUCCCCCGACGACCCGAGCGAACACAUCAAAAUUAUCAAAAUAGAAAAGACUAACGAACCACUUGGUGCUACAGUAAGGAAUGAGGGUGAAGCGGUGAUAAUCGGCAGGAUAGUGCGGGGGGGCGCCGCGGAGAAGUCGGGACUACUGCACGAGGGGGACGAGCUGCUGGAGGUGAACGGCGUGGCGAUGCGCGGCAAGUCGGUGCACGAGGUGUGCCAGGUGCUGGGCGCGCUGUCGGGCACGCUGGCCGUGGUGGUGGCGCCGCGCGCGCGCGGGCGCGACGCUCGGGACGCGCGCGCGCCGCACCAGCGCGUGCUGCACGUGCGCGCGCACUUCGACUACGACCCCGAGGACGACGUCUACAUACCCUGCCGCGAGCUCGGCAUAAGUUUCCAAAAAGGUGAUGUUCUACACGUGAUCAGCCGCGAAGACCCUAACUGGUGGCAAGCGUUCCGAGAAGGGGAGGAAGACCAGACCCUCGCCGGACUCAUACCUAGCCAGGCGUUCCAACAUCAGCGUGAGUCAAUGAAGCUGACCCUGGCCGGAGAAGUGGCUGCGCGAGACAAGCCUCGCAAGGGCGGCACUCUACUCUGCGCCAAGAAACCUCCGCGGAAGAAGAAAGGCAAGAAGGCCACGAGCGAAGCUGGAUACCCGCUAUAUUCUACUUCUGGUGGUGAUGAGUACGAGCAGGAGGAGAUCCUGACGUACGAGGAGGUGGCGCUGUACUACCCGCGCGCGUCGCACAAGCGGCCCAUCGUGCUGAUCGGGCCGCCCAACAUCGGCCGCCACGAGCUGCGCCAGCGGCUCAUGGAGGACGCCGCGCGGUUCGCGGCCGCCGUGCCGCACACAUCUCGCGGCCGCAAGGAGCACGAGGUGCCCGGCCAGGACUACCACUUCAUCUCGCGCACGCAGUUCGAGGCCGACAUACUCAACCGGAAGUUCGUCGAACACGGCGAGUACGAGAAGGCUUACUACGGUACAUCACUAGAGGCAAUCCGCGAGGUGGUGAACUCUGGCAAGAUCUGUGUUCUGAAUCUGCACCCGCAGUCGCUGAAGAUCCUGCGCAACUCAGACCUCAAGCCAUACACCGUGUUCGUCGCGCCGCCGAGCCUCGAGAAACUACGGCAGAAGAAGAUUCGCAACGGAGAGGCGUUUAAGGAGGAAGAGCUAAAAGAGAUCAUAGCGACGGCCCGCGACAUGGAGCUGCGCUGGGGCCACCUGUUCGACAUGAUCAUCAUCAACAACGACACGCAGCGCGCCUACCAGCAGCUCCUCAACGAGAUCAACAGCCUGGAGCGCGAGCCGCAGUGGGUGCCGGCGCACUGGCUCAAGCACACCUAGCGACCCACGCGCGGCGCACGCGCUCCACGCACACGCCACGCACGCGCCACGCACACGCGCACGCGCGCCCCGAGGGCCGCACGCGCCAGUGCUCGCCAGGACGUUAGUGCGACACCGAGUGAUACAGUGCGAAACCAAUUCCAAACGAGUUCUGUGCAUGAGUCUUCAGGCAUGGACGCCGUGCAUUGCGACAUUAUUAGUGCCACCACGGGCGCGGACUACGCGCGCGACACGUGCGUCGCCCGGCGCGACUCGGCGUACAAGCUGAUGCUGAUGUUGGAGAUGGUGGCGCGGAUGGUGGUCCACGUGCUGGUGGACUUGGUGAAGGCGUUCGACCCGAGAGUGUUGCGCGACCGCCUGUUCGGCUGGGGCCGUCGCCUGCGCCCGCCAGCAGACGACAUAGAGUAUAGCGAUGUGUUCCCAAAUUAUUUAGUUAAUAACGACAAUCUGAAGCGAAUAGUGAGCGAGUGUAACGAGAGAUUAUUUUCUUAGUUCCAGCCAGUUCAGACUAUGUCGGACUGUUACUAUAAGAUAUCACCACGUACUUCCAGUUAUGGACCAAACGGUUUGUAGUUUCGACGUAGUUUGAACAGGAUUAUCAAAUUAAUUGAAACAUUCCACUGGUCAGGAAUGAUGCGACAUAUUGGUUUUGUUGUUAGGUGUGCAAGAAAUGUUUUUAUGUGAUUGAAUUUCAUUAAGUUUCACUAAGUCUUAGCAUAGAAUUGCUAAAGAAAGACUUUGUUUAAAAGAAUUCUAAUGUGCAACUGUACUGAUCGAAUCGUCAUUAUGUGUUAUUCGUUAUGUUACCAGGGUUGCCGAUUGUUAUUUUAGCCAUUUAAAAAAGUCUUCAUAUGAAUUAUACUGAAAUUUUAUCGCAAUACUACAAAAGAUGUGAAAAUAUAAAACUAAUUGUCCUUUAUUCGUUGGCAACCAUGGAUAAGUAAGAAAAUAUAAUGGAAAGAAUAAACAAAAAAUGCUUUAUUUAUUAUUUUUUUUCAAAUGAACAUUAAAUUCUUUUGUUAUACUCGUAAAUACUGGUAACCCUAAAAAAUAUUUAAUUAAAUAUACAGUGACUGCCUUAAAAAUAGUGUUAGUGUUGUAUCCGUUGAUUGUGAAAAUUAUUUGAUAUUGAUACAAUAAAAUUGAGGGUUGCCAUGUAAAACUCGGCGAAAUGUCAUUGAUCGAUUUUUAGGAGAUACAUUUUAUUACAUUCCCUAAUGGCUUUACUGCGUAUUUGUGAUUUUAUGAUACUUCGUUAAAUAUUAUUUAUAUAGGUAUAAUUUAUAUUUCUCUUUGCAUAGCUACCAUGUAUCAAACAGCGAGAAAGUUUGAAUGUAUGUAAUGACAAAUAAUAA